This is a messenger RNA of Trametes versicolor FP-101664 SS1, 561 nucleotides long. RefSeq lists its product as uncharacterized. NCBI's taxonomy places the organism in Eukaryota, Fungi, Basidiomycota, Agaricomycetes, Polyporales, Polyporaceae. The record is from RefSeq and is a predicted model, not a curated record. The transcript is spliced from 2 exons. Bases 1 to 561 code for a protein of 186 amino acids.
AUGUGUCAGCGUCUCGGCAUCGCCACCCACCUCCUCAUCACGGGCACGUAUGUUCACUAUCCUGCGCAGGCCGCUUAUGGGCUUGCACUCGCGACCCGCGGGGAACACGCUGACGAUAUCGGCCAAGUCGAUGAAGGCAUACGACAGCUGCAGUUUGCUCGUAGGGCUUUCUGUGGCGGUGCACACCUCGAAGCCCAGAUUGAGCGCGACUUGGCCACUGCGCUCUUCUACCGAUUCCAGUUGUCACAUCGCUCGGAGGAUCUGGACGACGCUAUCCACUACGCGUCAUCCGCGCUCUCAAGGGCACCGGCGGAUGACCAGCGUCGCGCUGCUCUUGGCCUCGAGCUAGGCCAGAACCUCGCCUUGCGUGCCUCCAAUGGUGAUACCUCUCGAGAUGCGGAUGCAGCCGUACAGACUCUCCGCACAGUCGCUGAAAGCCGCGGUCGUGCCUCCAUCCGUCUCACCGCUGCCAUGGAGUGGGCGCAGGUCGCGUCCGCCCGUGGCCCGGAAGCCGCCCUAGAAGCGCUCGAUGUCGCGCCGGCUUGUGUAUACAACGUAUGA